UAUUAAAAAAAAAACAUUUGCUAAAGGUUUUACUGACAUUGCUCACAUUUUGUAUUGAAAUUUAUGUGUCACAUAUAUUUCGCUCAUUCGAAUUUUAAAAUUCGAACUAGAAUUCAUAUAAAUCUAAAAUAGUGUUUCUUAAUCCUUAAAAAUGUUCCUGCGGUCAUUUUAUAAAUAUACCAGUCAUACCAUCCUUACACUACCACAAGUAUUCAGUCACCAAAAUGUCCUUAUCCAUCGUUCUCAUUCCGUAAUACACGCAUGGAACCCAACAUCACAACAAAAAUUCACUUUUGUAAAACACAUCAAAAGGACAUCCUGGCGAAUGGAAAGUUCUUCUUCACAGUUUCAACCACCGGAGCCACAAAAGCAAUCCGGGCCACCUCCAAUUAUACCCCCGCCAUCUCCUGUUCCCAAAAGCAAGAAAAUCAACUGGAACAACUGAAACCAAUCCCAUCUGAGCUUACAAAGAAGGGCCAAAAUGGUCACAAAAGUAUCCGAAACACAAUUGGACAUCACAAGUAAAAAUUUGGUUGGAUCGUGUCCGGAACUGCGAUUGGUUUAAUGUCCGCGUUCUUCGGGAAGUUAUACAUGCUCUUUGGAGCUGUUCCAUUGUUUCUAUAUCAUUCAAAAGAUCUGGAUGUGAUAUCAAAACAUUUAGCAGAGACUCAACGUUCCUAUGGAGGUAUUCCAAAUGUUGGCUGCUAUCCAAACGUAUCAAAAACAACAACUUAACCUUGUCUAAAGUCUUCCAACAACAAGAGAAGAAACAUCCAGAUAAACUAAUGUUACAGUUGCAUGAUCAAAACUGGAAGUAUAAAGAUGUAGCGAGUUACGCCAACAGGACAUCACGCUUAAUGCAGAAGUACGGUUUUCAAAAAGGAGAUGUCGUUGCGAUGUUUGCGUUGAAUAGCCCUGAAAUGGUCGCCAUUGUUCUUGGCAUGGCUAACAUCGGCAUUAUAACAACACUUAUAAGUACAGAGCUACGUAAUAAAGGUUUAACAAAGGCUAUCAAACAAUCGGGAUGCACGGGAAUUAUUUUUGAUGACGAAUUAAUGCAUGCUUUUGGUGACGUUUAUAAAAACUUUGAAGGCAUUAAAAUCUUUCAAAUGAGGCACAAAGCCAAACAACCAGAAUUUCGUGUGUUGGAAGAAGAAUUAUUAAAGGAAUACAACGAUUUACCGGAAGUUUUUGUCCAAGUGCAUCAUGACGAUCCUCUUCUGUAUAUGUUCGCACCGGAAGACACCGUUUUUAAAAACCAAUUGUCAUCACACAUGAAAAAUUUUUAUAUAAUGCAAGUGCCACCGCAAUGAUGCUUGAUCUAAACGCUUCUGAAAAGAUUUACAAUCCAACGCCAUUACAUGAAACAUCCGGAAUGAUUUUGGGUAUUGGUCCCUCAAUUACAAAUGGCGUAUCCACUGUACUGCGCUCCAAGUUUUCCGCCUCGGAUUAUUUCCGGGAGUGUUACGUUUACAAUUGUACAGUGGGGCAAUAUUCAGGAAGCAUGUGCAAGCAACUUCUAUUGAGUCCUGUGAGUCCAAUAGAAACAUUUCACCCUGUGAGAGCAAUGUAUGGUACUGGAUUGGAAAGUGAUUAUUGGCAGGAGUUUGUGGACAGAUUUGGGACGAAAAUGUAUGAGGUGCAUGAUGUUUCACAGGAAGACAUUGAUUUAAUUAACUUUGAGGGCAAAAUAGGAGUACUUGGUUUCCGGCCAAAACUAAUUCCUAGUUUUGUAUUCCCACAUUAUGUUAUCAAAGUAUUUGGGAAGGAAAACAUUCCCGUUCG
Dalotia coriaria is the source of this 1785-nucleotide messenger RNA. RefSeq names its product long-chain fatty acid transport protein 4-like. The transcript is spliced from 5 exons. The record is from RefSeq and is a predicted model, not a curated record. Gene Ontology annotation, biological process: triglyceride homeostasis. Gene Ontology annotation, cellular component: endoplasmic reticulum. Lineage: Eukaryota; Metazoa; Arthropoda; Insecta; Coleoptera; Staphylinidae. The coding region runs from base 786 to 1313 and encodes 175 amino acids. Gene Ontology annotation, molecular function: long-chain fatty acid transmembrane transporter activity; long-chain fatty acid-CoA ligase activity.